GAGUCUUUCGAACCCUAAUAACCAGAGUCGGGAAUCUCCCUCCUGCUUCCCAGUUAGGAAGGCGAUGAGGGCGGUGACGGGAUCGGUGGCUUCGUCGAGACCUAUAUCCCUGUCGAAGGCGGCCGCCGUCCUUGCUCGCUUUACCGCUGGCCAGACCGACGCGCGCCCGGACGUCGCUGCCUUCGUUCGCCACGCCUCCGCCGCCUUCGACGAGCUCGUCAUCUUCCACCGCGCAAACCGAGCCGCCCGGAAGCACCCCGAGCUGUAUGUGUCCGAGAACAGCAGGAAGGAGGUGGAGACGUGGAAGAGCAGAAAAAGGAGCAGAGAAGACCCGCAAAUCGGCAAAAAAGCUACCCGUGGAGUCGGAGUCCAUGGUAAGGACGCGAAUUUUGUGGAAGAAGAUGGAAAUGGAUUUGGUAGUCAUGGCGAGAAGAAGAAACAGCAUAGUGGGAAGGGCUUCAUGGAGGAAAGGAACCGUCUUGCUGUAAAGGAGGGGAAGCUUUUGCAUAGCAGUGAUGGUGUUGAGUCACAGGAAGAUGGAAAUGGAAGGAGGAAGAAGAUGAAGCCAGAGGUAGAUGAAGUGAUUCUACACCGAAAUCCGACACAGCACUCUUUUUCUGGAGCAGAAUUGAUGGAGCUGGAGGAUCAGAAAGAUCAUCACAAGAAGAAAAGGAAGAAGAGAGAAAAAGCUUUAUGAAGAAGCUUCAUUGCUGAUCUUAUUCAGGAAACUAAGAUAACUCAAGAUGAACACCACCAUGAAUGCAGCAAAUGUCUCUUAAUGUUCUGUUAAAUGUCCAUAGAGAAAUUUGGUUAUUAGGGAAGAUCUGUUGGAAGAGAAAAGUCUCCAGACUCCCCAGGUAAAGCGGAAAAGGUGGCACCUUUACCCCCAAUUUCGGUAUUAAUAAAAUUGAAAAACCGUCAAGAUCUGCCGCUCAGCAAGAAUCGAACACGAAAAGCAAAAUCCAAAGGAAACUUUUCGAUCGGUAGGGCAAGCGGUAACGCAACACCGACAGAAAUGUUGAAACCCCAUCAUUCGAGGUCCAAUUUCGGCACUAUCAAAAAACAGAAAAUCUGUCAGAUCUGUCCUCGCUCCGCAAAGAAUCGAACACGGAAAGCAAAAUCCAAAAGGAAACUAUUCGAUCAGGAGGGCGAGCAUCGAGAACAAUCACAAAGCGUGGGAAUCUCAGAUCGGAAGGAGCCGCGAGCUCAACCAUGUGGCAAAGGGGCGAGAAGAUUGAAAGCGAAAGAGAGAUUGCAGCAAGGGGAAUUUGUAACCUACCUGUGGAAGAUGAGAGAUCCGAUGCGGAGAGGAGGGAGGUGGAUAAGGCGACGGCACGCCGCCCGCCGGCGUCGAGGCGAUUGCCAGAUCGGCGACGGGCUCGGACCAAAGAGCAGGAGGAGGAUU
Molecule: messenger RNA, 1405 nt
Organism: Zingiber officinale
Lineage: Eukaryota; Viridiplantae; Streptophyta; Magnoliopsida; Zingiberales; Zingiberaceae
Exons: 2
Coding region: 65-697 (210 amino acids)
Source: RefSeq, a predicted model, not a curated record